Molecule: messenger RNA, 824 nt
Organism: Aspergillus vadensis CBS 113365
Lineage: Eukaryota; Fungi; Ascomycota; Eurotiomycetes; Eurotiales; Aspergillaceae
Exons: 2
Coding region: 326-778 (150 amino acids)
Source: RefSeq, a predicted model, not a curated record
GUAUCGGGACUGGGUUUGUGGUGGUGGAUCGGGCGGGAACCAAAGCGCGCCUUGGUCACGAUCAACGCUAUUCCCAAUCGGGACUUGCAGUGACAGUCCAUCGACGUAAGAGCUACAUAAUAACCAGGCCGCUUUGGUGAUGACGUCUUUGAGCAGCUCAACCAGCUAUAAAGAUUCUCGAUGCCAGCAUCAUGGAGGUAGCCUUUGACAAUUCGAACAUUGAGUACCAAAUCAGUCUAUUUGACCACUACUCUAAAUCAUCUACUUCUGACCUCUACAUCAUCCCACUCUCAAUCCCAACAACUUGAAUACCUUACAAUCCACCAUGUCUUUCCUCGCCCGCAUUGCUCCCGCUGCUCGCACAGCUUCGCUGUCUCUCCGACCUACCACUACUCUCGCUCUCUCUGUCGGUGCCACCCGCUCGAUCUCCGCUACUGCCCGUCGAGACAAGGGACCCAUCGAUGCCACCAAGGAAACCCUGAAGAAGGCUGACCGCAAGGUUUCGGAUGCCGCUGUGAAGGGCAUUGAAGUGGGAGAGAACGCCGCCGAGAAGGUCAAGGGCACCGUUAGCAGCACCGCCUCUGAGGCCAAGGCCAAGACCGACGAACUGUCUGGUGACGCAUCCCAAGUGGCCGGCAAGGGCAAGGGCAAGGCUGAAGAGACACUCGGUACUGCUAAGGGCAAGGCACAGGAAGCUGCUGGAGAGGUCAAGGGCAAAGCACAGGAAGCCGCCGGAGAGGUUAAGGGCAAGGCCAAGGAAACUGCUGGACGGUUUUAGACAAGGCCCCAGAUGGAGACACUUAACAUACGCUUGACGACCUGCA